AUGAGCGGCUGGCAUGAAGGCGUCGCCGAUCGAUUGCCUGCGGCUGCUUGGCAGUUCCGUGGAGAGCCGAGCUCACUCGUGUACCCCGAGAAAGGGCCCAUGCUCGUCCUCGUUCCACUCUUUUUCCUCACAGUCAAUGCAUUCAAUCUAGAGACGGUAAGCUCUGAUUAAAUUUUCCAGGAUACUUAUAUCAUUGUUAUACUUCAUUCACCGCUGGCUUGGGACUAAAAUGAUCCAAAUGUGACAAAGCGUUUUAUUCUUGAACACUGUUGGUUAAUAUUUUCAAGACCUUUGAUAAUUUUUCGGGAUUUCUGAAAUCGCUCAAACGCAGAAACAAAAAGAUCCCCGAAGAAACACAGAAAAUUCGUUGGAUUUGAUCGAAACACGAUCGGUCAGAAACCGGGCGUUCCACAUGAGGUAAAAAAACUCAUGAACUAAUGUCGAAAUUAUUUGGUCUUGUAAAAAAGAAGAGCUCUCUCGGAAUUUGGCGUUGUUUCCAGCCCGACAUGAUGUUGCCUUCGCGCGACAUCAUCGAAUUGAUCAGCCGCGACGCCGAAAACGUCCCUGAUCUUUCCAUGUUUGGCGCCAAACACAUUUCUGGUCAGUAAACCUACUUUUGUUUUAUUUUUUUAAUAUUCGAGUGAGUUUUUCAGGGGGAGCCGGGGAAGGAUCUCAAAAAUUGCAAGGCGAAGAAGAAUAUCGCGAGCGGCAAGAGGUUUUUAUAUUCGAAAUUUCAUUCGUAAAAGAAUAUGAUCAGGUUCAGAAAGCUCGCAUUGCUCGAAUUUUAUGAUCCCGGUGAAAAAUUGAAAUUUUUUAGCUAUCGAAAACAAUGCUUUGUUCUAUAGUUCGUUUCUUGAGACUUGAAAGGGCGGGAUUUCUGUGCGCCCUCCUCUUUUCUAGAGACCCACUUAUAUUACCGUGUCUCUGAUCUUGCCGGUGAGGGAACCGAGAGACGCGGACACUCCAAAACUCGCGGUCGCGGUGGACGAACUAUAGCUUGAGUUGAAGAAAAGCUUAAUCCCACUUUGGCCUGUAAAAAAAAUAAAUACACGCUUUUUUUUCUUUUUCUUGAGCUUUAAUUAUAGCUCUAGCUGUUUUAAAGAGUUUUAUUCUUUAGUUUUGGGGAGAUGAAGAAUUUUUCAGGUGAAGUCAGACGCCGUUCUGCCGGCUUACUGUGAGCCUCCGAACCCGUGCCCAGUCGGUUACACCAAGGAAGACGGCUGUCUGGACGAGUUCGAAAACAGGUCGGGCAUCAGUUGUGAAUCUUCUCUUACAAUCGAAGAUGACUUUUAUAGUUUUCACUGGUUGUAAUUAUUUUAAUAACUAUCUCUUCAAAAGGUAAUAUAGUGAAACCUACAGUAUUAAAAAAAAUUUUUGAGUUUGGUUCAGAAAUAAUUUUUUGUAGCUUUUGUGAACGCAGAAAAGACGCAUGAUCUAGAAUAACACUGUUCACUGGUUUUCGUCUCGACAUUUUAAUGAAAUUCGUACGACCCUUCAAAUAAUUAAGCCAGAUUUCGAAUGGAACAUCUUGUAGAAAAUGUGCUUUUGAGUAAAGUUCUGAACGAAGAAAAAAAAGAACUUUUAUCAUUUUUCAACCGGUUAUGAAUUUUUUUACGACUUUGUCGAUUUUCUCAAUAAAUCAAAAAUAUCGCAUUGAUUUCGCGUGAGAAAAAUGUGGAAAAAACUUGCAAACGAACUCACUUUCAAACUUCAGUUCGAUCACUACCCUAAGCAUUUAAAAAGUUGACUGUUCAUCCUAUCAUUACACGAGUUUUCCAUAUCUACUCCGCAAGACUCAAAGGAUAUAUAGUUUUACUUGCAUUCUCCUGUUCUAGAUCCGAGUGACUUCAUUAGGGUUCACUCGGGUCUGUUAAUAAAAAGAUUAUUAUUAAACGUAGUGAAAUUUUUCAUGAUUUUUCCGAGAUUGAUAGGAAAUUUUUAUGGAUAUAUUUUUGAUAAAUAAUUUCAGUAGCGUUUUGGGAGAAAGAGAACUGAAAAAAUUUUAUUUCUAAAUGGCGGAAAAUCUUCAAAAGCAUUGUUUCAGCGCAGAGUUCUCGCGCAAUUAUCAGGCCGAUCAGCACUGCAUCUGCGAUCAGGAGCAUAUGUUCAAGUUCGUUUGUUUUAUUUGAUCAAUAAUUAGGACUCAGUCAAAUUCUCCAUCAGCCGUUUAUAGGUACAAUUUCUCUCUGUUCGGCGACGAGCUCUUACAAAGAAAGAAACUAUAGUUUCACGCGAUGAACGAUGUUUGUUUUAGUUGCGCCGAGAAAGAAGCUGCCAGCGUCGGCGAGACGUUGGAGCAGAUGCUCGAAGACAACGGAAUCCACCGUUCGACCAUGGCCAAGAAGUUCCACGAAAAACGGAGCAGCGACGAGGUUGAAGCUCUCCUGUUACUCUGGCUCGAUGAGCAUUCUUUUCAGUAUGUUCCUCGACGCAAGAGAUCCGCAGGCUUCCAGCACAAAACGAAUCCGUACCUCCAGGGGACGCCUUUGCGCUCCAUGCAGAAGAAGGACGGUCGUCAUGCGUGGUAA
This is a messenger RNA of Caenorhabditis auriculariae, 2528 nucleotides long. The record is from the annotation of a GenBank genome assembly. Lineage: Eukaryota; Metazoa; Nematoda; Chromadorea; Rhabditida; Rhabditidae.